CUUGUCACCUGACAGGAGGGUGGAGAGGCAGACAGGUAUAUAGCCCCUGCCUCCCCAGCCAGGCCAGGCACAAACGGCAAGGGCAGGCGCACCUACUCAGUACAUUAAGGGAACAAGAGGUGCGAGCAGGACCUCAAGAGGACCAGGCCACCCUCCCCGCCAUUACCGCCAUGAAGCUGCUUGCGAUGACUGUGCUGCUUGUUACCAUCUGUACCCUUGAAGGGGCUCUGGUUCGGAGAGAGGCAGAAGAGCCGAGCCUGCAGAGCCUGGUCUCUCAGUACUUCCAGACCGUGACCACCUAUGGCAAGGAGCUGAUGGAGAAGGCCAAGGGCCAAGAGCUGCAGGCCCAGGCCAAGGCUUACUUCGAGAAAACACAGGAGCAGCUGACACCCCUGGUCAAGAAGGCUGGAAGUGAUCUGAUUAACUUCUUCAGCAAUUUAAUGGACCCCAAAACACAGCCUGCCGCCAAGUGAGGUGUCCAGACCAUUGUCUUCCAUCCCCAGAUGACCCCUAGAACACCCACUGGCCAGGCCUAGAGCCCCUCUUCCUACCCACUCCUGUUUUCUACAAUAAAUAUUGACGGAGUCAA
This is a messenger RNA of Manis pentadactyla (Chinese pangolin), 589 nucleotides long. It is a transcript of the gene APOA2, whose product is annotated as apolipoprotein A2. Lineage: Eukaryota; Metazoa; Chordata; Mammalia; Pholidota; Manidae. The transcript has 4 exons. Gene Ontology annotation, cellular component: extracellular region; chylomicron; very-low-density lipoprotein particle. Gene Ontology annotation, biological process: low-density lipoprotein particle remodeling; triglyceride-rich lipoprotein particle remodeling; lipoprotein metabolic process. Gene Ontology annotation, molecular function: high-density lipoprotein particle receptor binding; lipase inhibitor activity; apolipoprotein receptor binding. Bases 171 to 473 code for a protein of 100 amino acids. The record is from RefSeq and is a predicted model, not a curated record.